Molecule: messenger RNA, 615 nt
Organism: Schistocerca piceifrons (Central American locust)
Lineage: Eukaryota; Metazoa; Arthropoda; Insecta; Orthoptera; Acrididae
Product: piggyBac transposable element-derived protein 4-like
Exons: 1
Coding region: 1-615 (204 amino acids)
Source: RefSeq, a predicted model, not a curated record
AUGUAUAGCUUCAUUGGUAUUUGGCUCCUCAUGGCUCGUGUUAAAAAGUUGAGAAUAAAGGAAUAUUGGUCCAGAGGUGUACUUUUACAUUUUCGUGACAACUCGGCCAAUCUCGGAGAUGACAGUUCGUUUAAAAUUAGGAAAAUAAUUGAUACAGUUCGUGUGGCGUUCCGCAGUGCAUUUAAUCCAUACAGAAAACUCUGUGUCGAUGAAAGCCUAUUAUUGUCCAAAGGUCGCUUAUCUUUUAAGCAAUACAUUUCUUCAAAACGAAGUAUAUUUGGAAUGAAAACAUUCGUGUUGUGCGACUGUAAAAUUGCUUACGUCGUGGAUUUCAUUGUAUACACAGGUACAACAAAAGAAAUUGAAGUCCAUAAUUUGGGGAAAUCUGGUAAUAUUGUGGCAACACUAAUGAAGCCAUACCUUGAACUUGGACAUACCCAGUAUGUCGACAAUUGGUGUACAUGUCCAUCCUUGUUCCUCUGGCUUCACAACCAGAGAACAGCAGCAUGCGGUACUGUACGUAGGAACAGGAUCGACUUUCCGAAGCUACAAAAGCAACUGAAACAAGGAGAAAUUGAGUUUAUGUCAAUUGACGCAAUGCUUGCCAUCAAGUAG